Gigantopelta aegis is the source of this 902-nucleotide messenger RNA. RefSeq lists its product as uncharacterized. The transcript has 4 exons. Gene Ontology annotation, cellular component: membrane. The record is from RefSeq and is a predicted model, not a curated record. Lineage: Eukaryota; Metazoa; Mollusca; Gastropoda; Neomphalida; Peltospiridae. The coding region runs from base 13 to 531 and encodes 172 amino acids.
GCGGGGUUUAGGAUGGGAAAUUUCGUUCUCCCACCAAAUAUUUUACGAUUGCUUGAAAUGCUGUGCAGCAUUGUUGCCUUCUCCCUGAUAUUUGGAUGGAAAAGUGAGGGAGUGACGUACCGACAGCUUGACCACAGUGAAUAUGAUGUGAUAAACAACAUCGACUUCUUCCUCGGGAUGUCGGUCCUGACACUGUUAAUAGUUUCAAUCUUGUGCUUCGUAAUUCUCAUCAAGCCAGUUUACCUUUCACCAUGUCUUGAUCUCGUUAUAAAUGCACUUCUUGGGGGUUUCUUGCUAAUUGCAGCGAUUGUAAUGUGUUCAUCUUUAACACAGCUUGGCAACUCCAUUACAGUUAAAGAGGCUGGACUCACAUUUUCUAGCAUGGAAGGAGCUAUUGCGUUUGGUUUCAUCUGUUCCCUGUCGCUAGCAGGAAACAGCUGGUUUGCCUAUCAAGCCCACCGACAACGCAGUGAUAUCCCUUUGAAUCAAAGUCAUGCACACGCAAGUUUGCCUGUGGACAUUCCAACAUGAAAUAUUCCUUAAUGUAUUUCCUAAUUGUCCUAAAAUGUGUAACCAUAAUUUGAUGACGUGAAUUGGUAGUUGAUUCAGUAAAAUUUUAAAAGGGAAAAUGAACAAAGUAGUUAGGAUUAAGGCAAGGUCAUGUUUUGUAUAAUAUCUGCAAUAUUUGAAGAAAUCUAGAAGAAAGUAUUAUUCUAAUGGUCAAGUUUUGUGUAUUAUGUGUAUUGUUAUUGGUACAUUGGCCCUCUACAUUGCGACCGAUUUGGUUGCAUAUGUAACCUUUUUUUUCUUCAGGUGGUGACUAAAACAUUUCCUACUAUCUAUAUAAAAAAUAGAAAGAAAGAAAUGUCUUAUUUAAUGACACACUCAACACAUUUUAUUUA